CAAAACCUCCAACAUCUGGACCAACCACAGAAACUACAACAACUUCAACAUCAACAUCAUCUGCACCAACCACAGAAACUACAACAGCUUCAACAUCAACAUCAUCUGCACCAACCACAGAAACUACAACAGCUUCAACAUCAACAUCAUCUGCACCAACCACAGAAACUACAACAACUUCAACAUCAACAUCAUCUGCACCAACCACAGAAACUACAACAGCUUCAACAUCAACAUCAUCUGCACCAACCACAGAAACUACAACAGCUUCAACAUCAACAUCAUCUGCACCAACCACAAAACUACAACAGCUUCAACAUCAACAUCAUCUGCACCAACCACAGAAACUACAACAGCUUCAACAUCAACAUCAUCUGCACCAACCACAGAAACCACAACAGUUUCAACAACAAAACCUCUAACAUCUGCACCAACCACAGAAACUACAACAGCUUCAACAUCAACAUCAUCUGCACCAACCACAGAAACUACAACAGCUUCAACAUCAACAUCAUCUGCACCAACCACAGAAAAACUACAACAGCUUCAACAUCAACAUCAUCUGCACCAACCACAGAAACUACAACAGCUUCAACAUCAACAUCAUCUGCACCAACCACAGAAACUACAACAGCUUCAACAUCAACAUCAUCUGCACCAACCACAGAAACUACAACAGUUUCAACAACAAAACCUCCAACAUCUGGACCAACCACAGAAACUACAACAGCUUCAACAACAAAACCUCCAACAUCUGGACCAACCACAGACGCUACAACAGCUUCAACAACAAAACCUCCAACAUCUGGACCAACCACAGAAACUACAACAGCUUCAACAACAAAACCUCCAACAUCUGGACCAACCACAGAAACUACAACAGCUUCAACAACAAAACCUCCAACAUCUGGACCAACCACAGAAACUACAACAGCUUCAACAACAAAACCUCCAACAUCUGAACCAACCACAACAAAACCACCAACAUCUGGACCAACUACAGAAGCUACAACAGCUUCAACAACAAAACCUCCAACAUCUGGACCAACCACAGAAGCUACAACAGCUUCAACAACAAAACCACCAACAUCUGGACCAACCACAGACGCUACAACAGCUUCAACAACAAAACCACCAACAUCUGGACCAACCACAACAAAACCUCUGACAUCUGGACCAACCACAGAAGCUACAACGGCUUCAACAACAAAACCUCCAACAUCUGGACCAACCACAGAAGCUACAACAGCUUCAACAACAAAACCUCCAACAUCUGGACCAACCACAGAUGCUACAACAGCUUCAACAACAAAACCUCCAACAUCUGGACCAACCACAGAAGCUACAACGGCUUCAACAACAAAACCUCCAACAUCUGGACCAACCACAGAAGCUACAACAGCUUCAACAACAAAACCUCCAACAUCUGGACCAACCACAACAAAACUCCAACAUCUGGACCAACCACAGAUGCUACAACAGUUCAACAACAAAACCUCCAACAUCUGGACCAACCACAGAAGCUACAACAGCUUCAACAACAAAACCUCCAACAUCUGGACCAACCACAGAAACUACAACAGCUUCAACAACAAAACCUCCAACAUCUGGACCAACCACAGAAGCUACAACAGCUUCUGGACAACAAACUCCAAAUCUGACCACCACACAUACAACAACAACAGCUUCAACAACAAAACCUCCAACAUCUGGACCAACCACAGAAGCUACAACGGCUUCAACAACAAAACCUCCAACAUCUGGACCAACCACAGAAGCUACAACAGCUUCAACAACAAAACCUCCAACAUCUGGACCAACCACAACAAAACCUCCAACAUCUGGACCAACCACAGAUGCUACAACAGACUCAAAUAG
Molecule: messenger RNA, 1878 nt
Organism: Poeciliopsis prolifica (blackstripe livebearer)
Lineage: Eukaryota; Metazoa; Chordata; Actinopteri; Cyprinodontiformes; Poeciliidae
Product: mucin-2-like
Exons: 2
Source: RefSeq, a predicted model, not a curated record